Molecule: messenger RNA, 847 nt
Organism: Daphnia pulicaria
Lineage: Eukaryota; Metazoa; Arthropoda; Branchiopoda; Diplostraca; Daphniidae
Exons: 5
Coding region: 129-788 (219 amino acids)
Source: RefSeq, a predicted model, not a curated record
UCUGAUUGGCCAUGUUCCGGUCAACAAAGACAGGUAUUUCCAGAUCGAAACUGGCUGUGUAUUUGGUUAGUUGUUGUUGUAUUCGCUUGAAGGGUCGACUUCUAGUUCUAGAGAUCACCUAAGUUACCAUGGAGCCAGAAAACCCACCAAAAUAUUCGGAAAUUAUUCUGAACGUGCCGGACUUGCCGUCCGUGUCACCUUCAGUUCAGACUGGCUCCGCAGACAACCAACAAUCUGCUGACGUUAAUAGGAAUCAACAUUUUCCGAAUUCGCCGUCGUUUCCCGCUCGUACUAAAGCAAAUGACACUGGAGCUUCUUCCGUUCUUCCGCCAACAGGGCAGUCUGUCUUAUCAGACAGCAAUCAACAAUCCAAUGGGAAUAGAAACCCACAUUUCCCAAAUUCGCCAACCUUUCCAGCUUCCAGCUCCCCGAACAUGGUGACUGUGGUCAAUGUUGACAACAUUUCUACUCAGCCCGUUUAUCUACCCUCUACCCAACAGCACACUUAUAGCCAGCCCGUCGUUGGACAUAUCGGCGGUGUGUGCCCAUCUUGCAGGAUUGGUUAUCUUCAAGAGAAAUUCACUUGGUUCGGCUGGUGUUGUUGCUUUUUCUGCUUCCCUAUAGGUCUUAUUUGUCUGUUUACCGUGAAGGAGAGGGUUUGCUGCAAUUGCGGAAUAAUUUGUCAGGCGCACAUGAACGCUGAUACGCUUAGUUGUCUGGAUUUUCAAUGUGCUAGUUUAGUUCGUGAUUCCACAUACGGCUUCGCACGCACCAUUAGAACUGCGUAAUAUUUUGAAGUGUACACACCUCUGCAAAUUGCUGAGUAAAAGAAAUGGAUCAGAAACAU